Molecule: messenger RNA, 1469 nt
Organism: Hypomesus transpacificus
Lineage: Eukaryota; Metazoa; Chordata; Actinopteri; Osmeriformes; Osmeridae
Gene: nhp2
Product: NHP2 ribonucleoprotein homolog (yeast)
Exons: 4
Coding region: 401-856 (151 amino acids)
Biological process (GO): rRNA pseudouridine synthesis; snRNA pseudouridine synthesis
Cellular component (GO): nucleolus; box H/ACA snoRNP complex
Molecular function (GO): box H/ACA snoRNA binding
Source: RefSeq, a predicted model, not a curated record
CCUACUGUUAUUUUGUAAAGUUCGCUCAUUUCCACUCGGUAGCCUACCAAUAAUUUCCUCUUUUCUGGCCGUCUCUUAUUUUUAUUGGACCAUGGCGCCCAAGAUGUAUGAUUUGGUGGGGGGAUGUUUAUUGUGGCAUAAAUGUACUUUAAUACCAAUUAUUUUAAUGGUUAAAGAAAACUUUGACUACGAAGAAAAAUACUCACCCUAGCCCGUAGGUGUCACUAAAACGCUUUUACAGUGUUUCGACCGCCUCACGCAAUUUCCUGUUUCUUGCACGUGAAGAAGCAGCACAUGUGCACAUUUUCCUACAUGCAGUAAGAGCGGGUCAACAGUCAGUUCCUUUGAAUACAACAGCACUCAUACAUAGAUUUGUCGUAGUUAUAUAUCUGUUGUAAUAAUGACAAAAGUUAAGAAGGAAAAAAGUAUCAAUGAGGAGGAAACCGGUGGAAACGAGAAGUCGUACCAAGAGUUGAUCGUCAAUAUCAACCCAAUAGCUCAGCCGUUAGCCUCCCGGAAACUUAGCAAAAAGCUAUACAAAUGUGUAAAGAAGGCCUCUAAGCUGAAACAGAUUCGACGUGGAGUGAAGGAAGUCCAGAAAUUCAUCAACAAAGGGGAGACAGGAAUUGUGGUGCUGGCUGGAGACACGCUGCCAAUCGACGUCUACUGCCACCUACCAAUUAUGUGUGAAGACAGGAGUAUGCCAUAUGCCUAUAUCCCAUCCAAAGUGGACCUGGGUUCAUCUGCAGGUUCCAAAAGGCCUACAUGUGUGAUCAUGAUCAAACCUCAUGAAGAGUACAAGGAGGCCUAUGAUGAGUGUCUAGAAGAGGUGUCCGCUCUGCCCAAACCUGUCUGAACCGCCCCCUGCAGACCUUGCCUUCUCCCCUGCCUAACCCUCUUCUCCCCAGACCCACUGUUCAGAAAAACUAACCUUACAUUUUUCUUGAUCUCCACCCUCUGAUCCUUUUUUAACCCUCUCUUCAAUACAAUUAAACUCUUUAUGGCCCCAUUGGACACUGCCCAAACCCCCUGCAACCUUGGAUCCCUGGAGCCUCCCUGAGGGUCGGGUCCCAGAUCGAUCUAGGCAGAUGGGCAUCACAUUGCUGUGACAGCCCCGAGUAGGUGUCCCAGGUUGUCUAUGGUGAUGCUGUGCUGCACAACGUUGCAAAAGACCACCUGAUACGGACCUAUUCUCUGUUGUGCUUGAUAUGAGUAUCAUAUGCUUCGUAUAAGAAGCCAUGAUGUUUUUUUAAUUUGAAUGAUAUUGGUUUGAGUGUCUGUCAGUGGUUGGACACUACUGUUUUGAGUGAUCUGUAAAUCUGAUUCUUAUCCUUUGUUUUUAUUAAGCAAAAAAGUGUGCAUUUAUCAAUAUAGAUAAGCAUUUUCACUUGGACAGAUCUAUUUGUGAAUGUUAUUUUUUGAGAAUACAUAUUGCUUCAUUACAAUAAAAACCUUGGUUGUUUCAUACA